AUGAAAUUCAAGAAGAGUACGAUUGUCAUUCCUGUCAUCACGGCAAAUGAAGUUGCAGAUUUUCCCCAUCGCUCUGCAACUUCUGCCGAGGUUUUCGUAUGGAUCAAAGGUCACUGCAGCAAACGGAUACUCUCUGGCAUAGCUCUUACCGAAGUACGAGACCUCACUGGCGAGGCCAUAUACACAUUCCGAGUUGAUAAUUUGAUGUUUAUGUUGCGAGCAAUGGGGCUCACAGGCUGCCACAGUCCCAAAGCUAGGAAAUUAUGCGGAUUUAUCAUCGCUGCAAGAAGACUCUUGGUACCUGCCCAUGUCCCAUACCCUUUUACCACAUUGAGAAUACUCGGUUAUAUUAACGACUCUUAUCCACAGACUGGAGUGCAUCUCGCCAAUGGAACACAAGAUGUCGCGUCAAACCUUCCACCCGCCGAAGAGCGUGAGGAUAAUGCUGGACGUUCGAGAUCGGCCACUGCUGAGCCUGCCCCAGAAAUCCCACCUUCCCUACCAGUCCAAGGACCUCAGUACCAAAUACCCCUUGAGAUUGGAAUAGCCAUGAGCUGCAAUCUCCUCCCCAUCGAAGCGACUGCACGAGCCCUUCUCCCUUCCUCAGCCUUUCCCACCCACUUCACGAGACCUGCAUCCGCCCACGAGAGUGACAACGAAGGAGAAUAG
This is a messenger RNA of Cadophora gregata, 669 nucleotides long. RefSeq lists its product as uncharacterized. The record is from RefSeq and is a predicted model, not a curated record. The transcript has a single exon. Lineage: Eukaryota; Fungi; Ascomycota; Leotiomycetes; Helotiales; Ploettnerulaceae. Bases 1 to 669 code for a protein of 222 amino acids.